Molecule: messenger RNA, 543 nt
Organism: Pseudovirgaria hyperparasitica
Lineage: Eukaryota; Fungi; Ascomycota; Dothideomycetes; Acrospermales; Acrospermaceae
Exons: 1
Coding region: 150-425 (91 amino acids)
Source: RefSeq, a predicted model, not a curated record
UACGCACCCAUUUGUUUCCUGACAGCUUUCGACCUAUGUUUAAAUUAACACUCGUUAUCCAGCCUAUGCAGAAUAUCUGCAAUAUAUUGUCGAGGUAGAAGGAUAUAACGAAAAGAUGAGCCGAUACAGGUUAGAGAUGACUAUAUAGGAUGAGAUAUAUGGGACGAUGCGGACUGUCAUUACCAACAACAUGUCGAUGCGGCAUGGGGAUCCUUCUGGGAUGGAAUUUAGCUCUAUAUACCCUUUGCGCCAAGAAGCUAUCUAUCUUUAUCCAUCACUUCGCAUCUUUUGCCAGCAGUCGCGGUGAGAAGGUGGUGCUCAUUGAUCGUGAGCCUGAAGCUGUGUGUAGUCAGUCCACCAUCCACCCCACGCUCUCUCCCCCACGCUUUCUCCCCAACGCGGUUCCAUCACCAAGGCAGCCCUGACGCCCUACCUAAAACACCCGGCCCCGAUCAUCUCUGGGCAAGGGACCCCAAACGUGCGUAGUGCGUGCCCCCGGACGUUUCUGACGCCAUACCCGUCCCCUCUCCAACACUUUCUUUU